This is a messenger RNA of Ilyonectria robusta, 467 nucleotides long. RefSeq lists its product as uncharacterized. The record is from RefSeq and is a predicted model, not a curated record. Bases 278 to 451 code for a protein of 57 amino acids. NCBI's taxonomy places the organism in Eukaryota, Fungi, Ascomycota, Sordariomycetes, Hypocreales, Nectriaceae. The transcript has a single exon.
GCACAUCUGGUGUUUGCGUUCCUUCGGUCCUGCCAGCCUGCGGCACAGACGAUUCUUGUGCUGAAGGCUUGGUAUGCAGGCUGGGAACUUGUCUUCCUGGCGUCCUCACCUCGUGUCAGAGCAGCAUCGACUGUCGCGACGGUCUCAGUUGCCAAUCAGGUCUCUGCGUGCCACUGUCGGUUCUCUGCACAGCUGAUACUGACUGUGAUACUGAUAAUGUCUGCCGCGCAGGCCUCUGCGUUCCGCAGUCCUUCCCUGGCUGCUCUACCGACGCCCCAUGUGCCGAAGGCAACACAUGUACAGCCGGCCUCUGUAUUCCCACAGUGCUCCCUGGCUGCACGACUACGGGUGGCUGUGCAACCGACCAAGUCUGCACAGCUGGUGUCUGCCUUCCAAGCAGUCUCUCCGGCUGUCAGGCUGCCUCAGACUGUGGCUCAACCGAGGAGUGUAGAGCCGGCCUUUGUGUG